AUGGCGGCGCCGGGCGCGGAUCUCCCGUGCGGCCUCUGCGGCGCCGCCGCCGCCCCUUACACGUGCCCGCGGUGCCACCGCCGCCUGUGCUGCCUGCGCUGCUACCGCGCCCACGGCCCCUGCGCCGAGGCCUUUUACCGCGAGCAGGUGCUGCGGGCGCUGCGCGGCCGCCGCGCCGCUGCCCCGGGGGAGCUGCCGGCGCUGCGGGACCCCCCGGAGGAGCCCCCGGAGGACCCCCCGGAGGCGGCGCGGCCCGCGGGGCUGUGGGAGCGGCUGAGCGAGGCGCAGCGCGCCGAGUUCCGCCGCCUGCUGAGCUCCGGCGAGGCCGCGGCGCUGCUGCUGCCGCGCUGGCGGCCUUGGUGGUGGCGGGGCCGGGCGCCGGUGGAGGAGCUCGGCGGGGAUGACACUGAGGACGAGGAGACCGACAAGCCGGGCGAGCCUCGCCCCGGCCGCGCCCCUCCCGUGCCCGCCGCUGUUCCCCCGCUGUCCUCGCUGCGCUCCGGGCCCUGCUCUCCUCUGCUCCGCUUCCAGCUGCCCAACGCGCUGUUCGGCUACGCCUUCGCUCUCAGCCUGCACGGCGGGGACGAGUCGCUGGUGCCGGAGCUGCCCGCGGCCGCCCUGGCCUGCUCGGCGGCGCUGCGGGAGCCCCGCGGCCCGGCCCGGUUCUGCAGCACGGCCCAGGCCCUGCUGAGCGCCCGGCGCGACGCGCGGGCCGCGGGGCUGCCCCUGGGUCCCCUGGGGGACAGCGGAGCCCUCCUGGCCGUGGCGGAGCUCCUGGAGGGCCGCGACCCCCUGGACCCCGGAGCGGACGCGGCGGCCGCCCUGGGGCACCUCGGGGCGCUGCUGGGGAAGGGGGCGCGGGCGCUGCCGCCCCCCGAGCGGGGCCCGUUCCGGGCCGCGCGGAAAAAGGUGGAAUUCCUGCUGAGCUGGAGCCGCGCGGAGCCCGCCGAGCUCGCCCGCCUGGCGCGGGAGGCCCGGGAGGUUCACGCCGAGGUGGCGGAGGAGGAGGCGGCGAUGAAGGAGCUGCGGGAGGGGCUGGAGAGGGGCUGGGGGGGGACGAGGCCGCCCCGGGACGGGGAUGAGGAGGAGAGGGGGGUUUGGGGACUUUUGGGGGGUCUUCGGAUCUCCCCGGGGGUCGCCG
Molecule: messenger RNA, 1141 nt
Organism: Empidonax traillii (willow flycatcher)
Lineage: Eukaryota; Metazoa; Chordata; Aves; Passeriformes; Tyrannidae
Gene: ZNHIT2
Product: zinc finger HIT-type containing 2
Exons: 1
Source: RefSeq, a predicted model, not a curated record